CUUGCGUAAUUGAGCACAACUUUCUAAAAAGUGUUCAAUUGCAGUUAAUUUGUAUUUUAACAAGAUGGAUGACAUUUUUACGUAAGCUCAGGUUAGAUCGGAUGAAACUCAGCAUUUGAAAACCUUUUGCACACAUUUUUAUUUAAAUACACCACAACUGAAAAAGAAAUAUUUUUUUUGUUUUUCAACAAUUCAGCAGUUUGCCUGAUUCCAAGAGUUGCCAUGGAGAGUUUGCCAUGCAAACCAGAAGAAACCCAGACUCACUUGUUUUCAUUUAAGAUAUUUGGACUUCUGAACCACCUGGUGUUAAAUGUAUCUGCAAAAGUCAGCAGGCCAACAAUCUGCUGAGUGUGUGAAGAAGAAAUGUCUUAUGAAGACAGGAUCAUACCCUUACUCACAUAUCUCAGAACCGAUUUUAGGAGUCCGAGAUCUAUUACCUUCAGGACAUCAGAACCUGAACAUGGACCUGAGAAUAAAAGCGCUGGCAUCGUCAGGCUUAAUAGGAGGCUGAAACACAUCUGGCAUCUCAUUUUAAUCGGAAUUCUCAGUGGGAUCCUCGUCGUAGUGGUUGUAAUCAUAAUCAUCGAGUGGAACACUAAGGAAAACGCGGUAACAAGUCUGGAGCAGAUCAAGAAGGAGAUGAAGACCAACACUGAGAAGCUGCUAGAGGAGAAAAGUAGGAUAGCAGAACAGCUGAAAUUAGCCAACGCAAACUACUCCAUUCUGUUGGCGAAGUAUGACGAGCUGUUGCGCACAAUUUCAUGCAAUUUAACCAUAGAGAAGGAUAUCGACAGCAUGAAUGAGAAAUUGACCAAUACUUUAAAAGCUCAAGAACAGCUUGAGGGAGAAAUCAAGCAGAUGACGGCUGACAUAAAGUCUACCCAGAUUAAUCACCAGCUUAAACUGCUGGAGAACGAGAAACAGCGUUCUUUCAUGUCCAUGGAUCACCUAGACUUCAUCUGGGAUUUUUGUAACCAGACCAAUUUCGAGUGCUCCUACUGCGUUCCGGGGUGGGUGCAUCACGCUGGCCGGUGCUUCCUCAUCUCCAAUGUGGACAUUAAAUGGGAAAAUGCUCGCACCGAGUGCCUCAACUACAAGGGGGACCUAGCUUUAGUCCUGAACGCUAAAGACCAGGAGUUCCUGACGAAACUGGCAUUCCGGUAUAAAAUUGCAAAUCCUAACUCAACCUUCCACUCAGCGUGGAUCGGGCUCCAGGACUUGGUCAAGGAAGGAGUCUACGUCUGGGUCAAUGGAGAGGGAAUCAAAUCGGAUGUCACCUACUGGAUACCUGGCGAGCCCAACAACAACAUAGCUCCCUGGGACAUUGAGCAAAACGGUCAGGACUGCGUGUCCAUUGUACCGCCGGAUGACGUGGGACCUCCGGGCUGGAUGGACACCUGGGAUGACAUUACUUGUGUUGGGAAACGUCACUACAUCUGUGAGCUUGAGGCCCUGAUUUAGACAUAGUUGGAAGAAGUCCUGUUUUAAUCUGGCCAUAAGACAUGUGGGAGGAAAUAGUCGGGUCAGAGAGACUGAAAUGUAACUUUCUUGUUGAAAAGCACAAAACUCUGUACAGACAAAGCUCUGAGUGAAAUAUUGUGGGGACAGCAUCAUGCUGUGGGGAUGGGGUGGUGAGAUGGUAGAUGGAGAUACAAAAAAUAUUCAUUCUAUACUCUAAGAAAAUCUAAAACUACAGAAGAAGCAAAAGGGAAAACAAAAAAGACAAAUUUCAAGAAUGUUAGGUUAUAGAUCGGGACCUGUGCAGAUGACUGAUUUAUUACUCAACAUUUUUUCACUCCCCUUAAUUAAAAACCCAGAAAUGCUGCUGUUGGUAUGUUUGAUGUACAAAUGUGGGAAUACACAAUUAACAACGACAGACCUGCAACCAAAUCCUGGCUAACUGGUCCUGGUCAGGAACCUAGUGUUUGCACUUCAGCAUAGCUGCCAGAUACAGGAAGCUAGAAAAGUUGAAAAUUUCAAAAAACCAUUGCCAAAAUGGAGUAAAACCUCAACAUUUACAACUAAUUAUCCAAGUCAUAACAGAAAAUUUGUAUAAAAUGUAUAAUUGUAUAAAAUAUAACAUUGUAAUUGUAUAUGAUGUAUAAUUGUAUAAACUGUUACAAACUAGAGCCAGUUUGAAGAGAGUAACUUUUCAGUCUUUCC
Poeciliopsis prolifica (blackstripe livebearer) is the source of this 2163-nucleotide messenger RNA. Its product is annotated as low affinity immunoglobulin epsilon Fc receptor-like. The record is from RefSeq and is a predicted model, not a curated record. The transcript is spliced from 2 exons. Bases 364 to 1461 code for a protein of 365 amino acids. NCBI's taxonomy places the organism in Eukaryota, Metazoa, Chordata, Actinopteri, Cyprinodontiformes, Poeciliidae.